UGGCAAGGUGGCGGGAUUUGCGUUGAAGCCACUGCGUUGUCAGACAUGCGCAAGAGCGUCAUCAUCAUCAUCAGCAGCAGCAGCAGCAGCAGCAACACAACCACUGCGCUGCGUUUCCGCCUUGGCUGAGCAGCGCAGGGGAGGGAAGCCGAGAAGAAGAAGAAGAAGAAGAAGAAGAAGAAACGAAGCCACGGAGACGCAGUGUUGGGCACAGCACACGGACUCCCGAGCUAAAUUGCACCGACGCAGCAACAAACCCAAGGCACCUCGUCUCCAAAAAAAAAAUUUCAACGCCAAGAAGCGACCUGUGCGGUGCGCGCCAGAGCCUUUCCAGCAUGGAGACUACGCUGAUAAACAAGCACUAAAAUGUGAGAUUUACAGAGGAAAUCACAAGAGAGAGAGAGAGAGAGAGAGAGAGAGAGAGAGAGCGAGAGCGAGCGAGAGAGAUAGAUAGAGAGAGAGUGCAUGUGUGUGUGUGUAUGAAAGAGAAAGUGGCUACCCCUUUUUAUCUUGUGCGGGUGAUCUCAAAUUCUGCAGUGUGAAAAUGAAGAAGUUUAACAUCAGGAAGGUGCUGGACGGCUUGAAAGAGGUGUCCUCCUCCACCCCGUCUGUCCAAGUGGGGCCACAGGAGAACCAUCUGAUCCAGGAGACCAUCCAGUCCGAGCAUUUCCAGCUCUGCAAGACUGUCCGUCAUGGCUUCCCCUAUCAGCCCUCAUCCAUGGCUUUUGACCCCGUGCAGAAGAUCCUGGCCAUCGGCACCCAGAGUGGCGCUCUCAGAUUGUUUGGUCGUCCAGGUGUGGAGUGCUACUGUCAGCAUGAGAGUGGAUCGGCCGUCAUCCAGCUACAGUUCCUUAUCAACGAGGGAGCGCUGGUGAGUGCUCUGGCUGAUGACAGUGUUCACCUGUGGAACCUGAGGCAGAAGAGACCAGCCAUCCUGCACUCCCUUAAAUUCAACAAAGAGAGAAUAACUUUUUGCCACCUGCCCUUCCAGAGUAAAUGGCUGUACAUCGGCACAGAACGAGGGAACAUCCACAUCGUCAACGUGGAGUCCUUUACGCUCUCAGGCUACGUUAUCAUGUGGAACAAAGCCAUUGAACUGUCGUCCAAGGCUCACCCCGGACCAGUCGUCCACAUAAGUGACAACCCCAUGGACGAGGGAAAGCUUAUAAUUGGAUUUGAGUCUGGGAUCGUGGUCCUGUGGGAUUUGAAAUCAAAGAAGGCCGACUAUCGCUACACUUAUGAUGAGGCCAUCCACUCGGUCGCCUGGCAUCACGAGGGCAAGCAGUUCAUUUGCAGUCACUCGGACGGGACUCUGACCAUAUGGAACGUCAGAGGAAUGGGCAAGCCCAUACAGACAAUCACCCCGCACGGAAAACAGCCGAAGGACGGGAAGAAGCCAGAGCCUUGUAAACCCAUUCUGAAAGUGGAGUACAAAACCACCAGAAAUGGGGAACCCUUCAUUAUCCUGUCUGGUGGUUUGUCCUACGACACGGUGGGUCGGCGGCCAUGUUUGACGGUAAUGCAUGGGAAAAGUACUGCAGUGCUGGAGAUGGACUAUCCAAUCGUCGACUUCCUCACACUCUGUGAGACACCGUACUCUAACGAUUUUCAGGAACCGUACGCUGUGGUGGUCCUUCUAGAAAAGGAUUUAGUGGUGAUCGACCUUGCACAAAAUGGUUACCCCAUAUUCGAGAACCCCUAUCCUCUGACGAUCCACGAGUCUCCUGUAACCUGCUGCGAGUACUUUGCCGACUGCCCUGUGGACCUCAUACCUGCACUUUACUCUGUCGGCUCACGGCAGAAACGACAGGGAUACAGCAAAAAGGAAUGGCCUAUUAGUGGUGGAAACUGGGGUCAAGGCACACAAAGCUACCCAGAGAUCAUCAUCACUGGGCAUGCUGAUGGAACUGUGAAGUUCUGGGAUGCCUCUGCAAUAAUGCUUCAGGUGCUCUAUAAGCUGAAAACAGCCAAGGUGUUUGACAGAAAUCGCUCCAAGGAAGAGAAAGGCAGCACCGAGGUGUCAGACGAAGACCCCUUUGCUAUUCAGAUCAUGGCCUGGUGCCCUGAGAGCCGGAUGCUUUGUGUGGCUGGAGUGUCAGCAAAUGUUAUCAUAUAUCGCUUCAGCAAACUGGAAGUAACUACUGAGGUGGUGCAGUUACUAGAGGUGCGAAUGCAGUAUGAGCUGAACGACAUAGAGUCUCCAGACGGCGGAGUAGGAGGGGGCGAACAGACAUCGGCGCUUCCCACGCCUGGCGCCUCCCCUCAGACGAGCGGCCCGCCUUCACACCCCUCCACCAGCAGCAACAACUCUGACGGAGGCAACAUCCCCUGCCUCAAAGUGCGCAGUACUCCUCUGAAGCAGUCUCCAGGGUACCAGGUAGAUCUGGUGGUCCAGUUAGUGUGGGUGAGCGGAGAGCCCCCUCAGCCGAUCACAAGUCUGGCUCUCAAUUCCUCCUACGGCCUUGUGGUGUUUGGCAACAGUAACGGCCUGGCGGUGGUGGACUACAUCCAGAAGACGGUAGUACUCAACUUAUCGACGGUGGAACUUUACGGCUCCAACGACCCCUACCAGAGACAGCCGCGCUCGCCAAGAAAGACACGGCAGCCUUCUGGAGGUUUGUGUGACAUCAAUGAGGGCUCAGCGACGUCAGAGGACCGCUGCAAAUCCCCUACUUCAGUGUUGAUGACAAACAGCAAUCUGCAACAAUUCUACAAUGGAGGUGGUAGAGGAGCAAAGAUGUCACGGAAAUUAAGCUUGCCUACUGAGCUAAAGCCAGACUUGGUCCUCCUGUCUGUAUGCCCGCCGCGGGGUGCCAACCCAUUAGACCACCGGGAUAAUUCAUUCAGCCGCUCACGCUCCUCCAGCGUCACCAGCAUCGACAAGGAAGCUCGAGAGGCCAUCAGCUGCUUCCACUUCUUUGAGACCUUCGCCCGCAAGGGGGACAGCACUUUGACACCCUGCCUGUAUGUGGGCACUUCCCUGGGAACCGUACUGGCUUUAGCUCUCACAUUGCCUCCUGCUGGGGAGCAACGGCAACUGCAGCCAGUUAUUAUUUCACCUACUGGCAUGUUGGUGCGGUUGAAGGGUAGCAACUUGCGGAUGGCUUUUCUGGACUCUACAGGUGCCCUGCUUCCCUCUGCCUUUGAGCCUUGGUUUGAACCCAAUGUAACGGCAGAUGGUGAAGAAAGAGAGAAGGUUCGAAAGCGCCGGCCCGUCUCAGUGUCCCCUUCAACCUCCCAGGACCUCAACGAGAGCCAGUAUGCAGUGGUGUGUUCAGAGAAACAGGCCAAGGUCCUUUCCCUCCCCUCCCAGACCUGCAUCUAUAAACACAGUAUCACAGAGACCUCCUUUAUCCUGCGGGCAGAUGUGGUGCAGAUGAGCCAAGGCGUGUGUGUGGCGUGUUUCUGUGCCAACGGACACAUCAUGACCCUCAGUUUGCCGGGGCUGAGACCACUCUUGGAUGUAAACUACCUGCCCUUGACGGACAUGCGGAUAGCCCGGACGUUCUGCUUCACCAACCUGGGUCAGGCCAUGUACCUCUGCUCCCCCACCGAGAUCCAGAGGAUCACUUACAGCCAAGACAUCUGUGAAAACCUGCAGGAGAUGCUGGGUGAACUUUUUACACCAGUGGAGACACCAGAGGCACCAAACAGAGGGUUUUUCAAAGGUCUCUUUGGGGGCGGAGCUCAGUCACUGGACAGAGAGGAGCUGUUUGGUGAGAUAUCAUCUGGAAAAGCAUCCCGAAGUCUGGCACAGCACAUCCCAGGGCCGGGCGGCAUCGAGGGCAUGAAGGGGGCGGCCUCCGGCGUGGUUGCGGAUCUGGCACGAGCCCGGAUAGCACUGGAUGAAAGAGGCCAGAAACUGGGCGAGCUGGAUGAAAGGACAGCUGCCAUGAUGACCAGCGCAGAUUCCUUUUCCAAACACGCCCAUGAGAUGAUGCUGAAGUGCAAAGACAAGAAAUGGUACCAGUUCUGAUCCACGACAGGAGAGGAGCAAUGCUCCACAGACACCGCUGUCAUCUUCCGUCCGGCUCAUUUGGACUCACCGUGACACCCCACCCCCCCCCCCACCUACCUGCCCAUCCAUCUGUCCAUUCGUCCCAUCCCUCCAAGCCUUCGUCGCUGGGACAUUUGGGAUUUUCUUCCCUAGCACAAUGUUAAACACUGUUCUUACCUCAGUCUAAGGGUGGAACUGAGGAGUGGACAGGGGAAAAAAGGCAACCUCAAAAAGGGAGCAUAUAAAUGGUGUCUUUUUUUUUUCUUUCCUUUUUUUUACGUUGUCGUCUCUUUGUUUAUCUCUGUUCAGCCUCUCCUCCGAGGAAGCCGCCUGGCACACGCACCUGGAGAUUUCUUCAUUCUCAUUUGCCAAAACAUCCUUUACUGUCAUCCGAGCCUCGAGCCCAUUGUGGGCCCAGAGCUCAAACCGAUGAACACACAGCUGAAAAGAGACAAAAACCUUAUGAGGAAAACAGACUUUAAAAAAAAAUUCUUAAAAUGUAAAAAGAAAGAAAAAAUAAUCUAAAUACAUCAUUAUAUAUACAUAAAUCUAAUAAAUGUGCAAACGCUGUAUCCACUUCCGGGGGGACAAGUAGUAAAGAAAAGGAAAACUUGUGGAGGAGACAUGAAGGAAGUGCUGCGACAGUGACGCCUUCUCUAUGCAGAGAGUCACAGGGAUUAAAGCAACUUACUCCUAUGUAAACUGGAUACUUCACUUUAGACUCUCCUCUGUAUCUUACAGACUUUCAUAUCGUUACCAACAGUGUGCGUGCGUGUGUGUGUGUGUGCUAACUUCUAUUUUCUUGCCAUUCUCUAUUUGUUAUUCGUUGGGUUUUCUCUCUGUCUGUAUUAUUGGAAAAUCUCUUAUUUUUCUAUUGUUGUGAAAGUGGAUGAUGUUUGAUUUGUUGAAAAAUCUGUUUUUGUGGCUUUUUGUCUAACAACUCGAGUUUAUCUUCUCCUUAUGAAAAGGGCUGGAAUCUAAAUGGAGGGCAAGGAUAUAAAAGGCAUAUGUCAUUUAGUUCUUACUGACAUGGCAACAUCAGAUUCCUUGAAUCUGAACUUAAAGCGUGUCACACACAUUAUUGUUUACCAUGAAUUGAUCUAUGUGAUGUUAACCGCCUCUGUCGACCUCUUAAUGUCGGACGCUUCCACAGUUUGGCUCUCUCUCUGAGCGCGACUUUGAAUGCUAAUGUAAUCAGUGUUAAAUCCACCGAUCGGUGAGCCAAUUCUGUGGGAUUUCAGAGGUUUUUAAAUGAGUAAACAUCUGUAUGGAGACUCAAAAAAACACAUGGAUAGAAAUAUCCAUGUGUUUCAUAUAUGCAGGAUAAUAGAAAAAAAGAAAGUGUAAACCUUUAAAGGCAUACAUCAGAAACACAUUUCAGUUCUUUGAUUGUCUGUAUGAGCAAGUUGUCUGUGUGAUUUCUUUGUCGAUAUUUAUUUAUUGAGGUGCAAGAAACAGUUGUUUUAGGUGUCAGAAACCUUCAUUACCUUGUUUUGAAUCCCAUGUUUGCAGUAAAGCUCAAAUGUGGUGUAUCUCUCUGUCUACCAGGCUUUUAAACCUUUAUUUGUAUAUAAGUAAAUAGUUUGACAAUCUAAGACCAACCGGAAAGUACAACGUUGAGGGUUGCUCAAGCAACAGAAGAGGAGAGAGGCCAUAUUUUUUCUGACGCCAAAGAGUUGCUUUAAACUUUUUCAUUGCAUUCUCAUUUAAUCCAUCACGCACAACAGCAGCAUAUUAAUAAAAGCUUCUCACAUUGGAGUGCAAGCCCAGGAUCGAAUCCACACAGGACCAUUUUCACCUUCAUCAUCUUUGGAAUUUGAAGACAUGGAGCAAGUUGCAAUGGAACGCAGCCAUUUAUAGUACUACUGUAUCGCAUUAUGUCAUGAAAAAUGUAACAUUUGGACUAAUGUUUAAUGUUUCAAGUGGCCUAACUGUUGGUUAAAUAAUAAGGAUGUUUCCUUAAGAAGAAAACCUGAACCAUUCCACUACAGCUCAGACGCAACAAUAUUGACUGUGUUCAUCUGUGUGUAUGUGUGGGAAUGUGUGUGUGUUUGACUCUGUCUGUCAGGGGGUCGUUCAAGUGAUUUAAUUUAUUCGUUUUUGGUUGGUUAAUAAUUAAUAUUGAUGUCCUAGUCUCACCAGUCUGUGUCCAGUCGAGUGUAUGUCCCACUAACUAAAGCCCCCCCUUAAUAAUAAAAAAAAGAUAAAAAAUAGGAUAAUGAGCAUAAGAGGAUGACCUCUGAAUUCCAGUUUUUUUUUUUAACUUGCACAUUUCCAGUCUUGGCACAUAAGCUUUGACUCACCUUUGCCUUUGUCUUCUGAGUUCUCUCUUCCUCCAGUGAGUCUUUCACAGACUCUACAGGUUCAACAACAACAAAUAUGGCCUUCUUUGUGUCAGUGAGCAUUGUAGUGUGGUAGCUCUGUCUUUAUCCCUCCACAAACUUCAGGAGAAUUAGCAAGUUUUGAGCCAGAGGUCAUCCCCUCCCCCGAAAAAAACCCCCUUGUAUGAUGUCUUUCCCUCCGAUCCCACUGUUAAUUGUGUGUUUUUCUUUUCUUUUUUUCAAUGUUGUUGUUUUUAAAUCCAUCUCUAUGUGAUUUGUUUCUCGUCCCUACAUUUCAGUAUGCAGUAUUCUUAACCCGAUUCAAUCCACAUGCUCAAAACAUCCAGAGGGAGUCCUGUCUUAUAUCUGCCGUGCGCCAUCUUCUGUCCUGGAUUUCACAGUUAUCAGUGGGUUGCAGUAUUUUUCUCAUUGUAGCCAAUUUUCUUGUACAGUUUUAUGCAACUUUCACAUGGAUGUUUAUGACUUUAUCUGCUGCCACAAAAAGUUUAGAAAUUCUGUAGAUAGAGAUUACUGUGCAAUGGAAAAUAAAAGUGGAAAAUGUA
Labrus mixtus (cuckoo wrasse) is the source of this 6881-nucleotide messenger RNA. RefSeq names its product syntaxin binding protein 5a (tomosyn) (gene stxbp5a). The transcript has 27 exons. Gene Ontology annotation, molecular function: myosin II binding; syntaxin binding; GTPase activator activity. The coding region runs from base 545 to 3976 and encodes 1143 amino acids. The record is from RefSeq and is a predicted model, not a curated record. Gene Ontology annotation, cellular component: cytoplasm; SNARE complex; plasma membrane. Gene Ontology annotation, biological process: regulation of exocytosis; regulation of protein secretion. NCBI's taxonomy places the organism in Eukaryota, Metazoa, Chordata, Actinopteri, Labriformes, Labridae.